Messenger RNA from Geodia barretti, 696 nucleotides. The record is from the annotation of a GenBank genome assembly. NCBI's taxonomy places the organism in Eukaryota, Metazoa, Porifera, Demospongiae, Tetractinellida, Geodiidae.
AUGAUGCAGUCGCACGCGGAGCAGCAGGGCUACAUCCUGGCUUCCGGCAUCCUUGACCUGAUCAAUGACGGAUACGGCUUUCUGCGCCAGUUGAGCCUCAAGCCCAGCCCCAACGAUGUCUACGUAUCGCAGUCGCAGAUCAGGCGCUUCGCUCUGCGGACGGGCGACCAGGUGAUGGGGCAGGUGCGGCCUCCCAAGGACGGCGAGAAGUACUACGGCCUGGUGCGCGUGGAGGGCAUAAACGGCCUGGACACGGACGCUGCCAGGGCGCGGCCCAGCUUCGACACCCUGACCCCAAUCUUUCCAAACGUCCAGUUGAAGCUGGAGACCGCCAAGGACAACCUAUCUACUCGCCUGAUGGACCUGCUUUCCCCCAUAGGCCGCGGCCAGCGAGGCCUGAUUGUGUCUCCUCCAAAGGCGGGCAAGACCACGCUGCUCAAGCACAUUGCCCAGGGCAUUUCUACAAACAACCCCGGCGUUACCCUCAUGGUGGCCCUCAUCGGGGAGCGCCCCGAAGAGGUAACCGAGAUGAAGCGGUCCAUCGACGGGGAGGUGUUCAGCUCAACCUUCGACGACCCUGUUGAGGACCACUGCCGCGUGGCUGAGCUUGCCCUGGAGCGGGCCAAGCGCCAGGUGGAGUGUGGGAAGGACGUGGUGAUACUGCUGGACAGCAUCACCCGCCUGACGCGAGCGUAC